GCGGGGCCGGAGGCGGGGCGGGAGCUGCCCCGUCCCCGCGGAACUACAGCUCCCGGCGCUCCCGGCGCGGUUCCCAUGGACACGGGGAGCCGGGCCCGCGCCCCGCCGAGCCAUGCCCAAGCCCAGUGAUACUUUGUGGGAUCUUGCUAUAGCUGAAGUGGAGAAGAGAGAAAACCCUGAUGAUGAUGUCAAACAGGGGGAAGUUUGGGAAAAAUCGAUAUUAUUUAUGGGAAACAAAAAUGGGGGAAAGACCACUAUUAUAUUGAGGUGUCUUGAGAGGGAAGAGACUCCAAAGCCAACAUUAGCCUUGGAAUAUACCUUUGGAAGAAGGGCAAGGAGACACAAUACACCUAAAGAUAUAGCUCAUUUUUGGGAACUAGGUGGUGGAACCUCAUUAUUGGAACUCAUUCGAAUACCAAUCACUAGCCACAACAUAAGAUCCUUUGCUGUAGUUCUUGUAUUGGAUCUGUCCAAACCUAAUGAACUCUGGACUACUAUGGAGAACCUUCUGCAGGUCACCAGGAACCACGUGAACAAAAUUUUAGCCAAACUAGAAAAGACAAAUCCUGAAGUAGCUGCUGAAUUUAAACAGAAGAUGCGGAACAAUCUGCAGAGGGAUCACCCAGAUUAUGAGUUAGUUGACCCUUUUCCAAUACCCUUGGUGAUAAUUGGAAGCAAAUAUGAUAUUUUUCAUGAGUUUGACUCUGAAAUGAGGAAAAUAAUAAGCAAGACACUUCGGUUUGUUUCACAUUAUUAUGGAGCAUCAUUAGUGUUUACCAGUAAAUCUGAGGCUCUGCUGCUGAAAGCCCGUGUUCUUAUUAAUCACUUGGCAUUUGGCUAUGAUAAAAGCAAAUCUGUAUCAGUGGAUCCCAGCAAACCUCUGUUUAUACCAGCAGGCCUGGAUUCGCUGAGCCAAAUAGGACCACCACCUGCCUCGGAUAGUGAUAUUGGAAAGAUGCGUGCAAACACACCUUUGGAACUGUGGAAAAAAGUAUUUGAGAAAACAUUUCCUCCCAAGAGUUCCUGUGAUUUACAAGAUACCAAGGACCCUGCACAGGAUAUACAAUACACUGAGUAUGAAAUUGAUGUCAUGAGAGCUCAGAAAAACCAGGAACUUGAACAGUACAAAAGAAAUGCCUCUAAAUCCUGGAAAGAAAUGGAUUUUGACUCCGAUUGAUGAGCUGCUGUAGGUGUCUUCAGUUUAACAAUGUUUACAAAAUUAUUUUAACAUUACACUAGCAAUUUCAUCUGAUGCAGUUGAAAAUGCAUAUUAUCAAACUACAAAAUUAGUAUUUAUUAAGCAUCCCUGUUGGUAUUUUUCAUAAAAAGAGCUGUUCAUUCAGUCCAAAUUUGUGAAUCUCGGCACUGGGGAGUGCCGAGUUUUAAAAAGUGGGGAGACAAGAAUUCUAGAUUUCUCACAGAUGGGUUUGAACAUAAAGACUGGCAUUAGUCAGUUCUACCUAUUUUAUAACACAUUAUUUGGUUUAUUUUUAAAUACUUCUGCCCUAAACAUGUAUUUAAAUAUAAACAAGUUUUCACACCCAAAAUAUGAAACUGUAGUAGAAUGUGGUAGGCAUCUUUUUCUAGUUCUUUGCAUGUAUAAGUCAAAAGCAAACCUUAAGAAAUACCUGCUACAUUGUUUGAUAUAUUUGAAUAAAUAAAUAAAAACCUGGCAGAAUAAAGCGUAAAACAUUCUUUGACCUGGA
Molecule: messenger RNA, 1706 nt
Organism: Chiroxiphia lanceolata (lance-tailed manakin)
Lineage: Eukaryota; Metazoa; Chordata; Aves; Passeriformes; Pipridae
Gene: DYNC2LI1
Product: dynein cytoplasmic 2 light intermediate chain 1
Exons: 13
Coding region: 113-1177 (354 amino acids)
Biological process (GO): intraciliary retrograde transport; intraciliary transport involved in cilium assembly
Cellular component (GO): cytoplasmic dynein complex; ciliary basal body; axoneme
Molecular function (GO): dynein heavy chain binding
Source: RefSeq, a predicted model, not a curated record